AUGGCAGACAUUGAACCAUUCACCAUCGUCGUCCCUGACUCGGCCCUGUUAGACCUCAAGACUCGCCUUUCCCUCGCUCGCUUCCCGGACGAGCUUGAGGGGGCAGCUUGGGACUACGGCGCGCCACUGGCGGACGUGCAGCGCCUGACAAGAUACUGGAAGGACACAUACAACUGGCGCGAGGCAGAGAAGAAGCUGAACGAGCUGCCCAACUACCGGACCACGAUCCAGGUGGAGGGCGGCUUCGAGCCGUUGAAAGUGCACUUCCUCCACCAGAGGUCCCGCGUGGAGAACGCGAUCCCGUUGCUCUUCGUGCACGGCUGGCCGGGAAGCUUCAUCGAGGCCGUCAAGAUCUGGGACAAGCUGCCCUCGCCGGACCCGGGCUCGGACGACCCGGCAUUCCACUUCGUGGCCAUCAGCCUACCCAACUACGGCUUCUCCGAGGCCCCCCGGAAGAAAGGCUUCGCCGUCGCCCAGUACGCCGAGACGUGCCACAAGCUGAUGUUGAAGCUGGGCUACGACGAGUACGUGACCCAGGGAGGCGAUUGGGGUUACUACAUCACGCGGGCCCUCGCGCUGCUGUACCCGCAACACUGCAAGGCGACGCACGUCAACUUCGACCAGGGCGAGGCGCCCUCGCUCCUGACGCAUCCGACGCUGGCGAUUCAGCACGCCCUCACGCCGUACACGGCGGCGGAGAAGGAAGGGCUGAAGCGCACGAGCUGGUUCCUGCGCGAGUCGUCGGGCUACCGCGCGCAGCAGGCCACGCGGCCGCAGACGCUGGGGUACGCGCUGGCCGACUCGCCCGUGGCGCUGCUGGCGUGGAUCUACGAGAAGCUGCACGACUGGAGCGACGCGUACCCGUGGACCGACGACGAGGUCUGCACCUGGCUGAGCAUCUACUGGUUCUCGACCGCGGGGCCGGCCGCCAGCCUGCGCAUCUACUACGAGUCGACGCACGAGUGGGACCCCGACCCGGCCAGGCGGGUCACCCGCGACCGCACGCGCGACUACAUCGGCGGCGGCGUCAAGUUGGGCCUCAGCCACGCGCCCAAGGAGCUGAGGGUGCUGCCCAGCACCUGGACACGCACCCAGGGCGACGUCGUCUUCGAGCGCAGCCACCCGGACGGCGGCCACUUCUACGCCUGGGAGCGGCCCGAGCACCUGCUGCGGGACGUCAGGGACAUGUUUGGCAAGAAAGGCGGCGCGCGGAAUGUGGUCAAGGGGAAGAGCGGGUAUUGA
Cladophialophora psammophila CBS 110553 is the source of this 1242-nucleotide messenger RNA. RefSeq names its product microsomal epoxide hydrolase. The transcript has a single exon. The record is from RefSeq and is a predicted model, not a curated record. Gene Ontology annotation, biological process: epoxide metabolic process. Lineage: Eukaryota; Fungi; Ascomycota; Eurotiomycetes; Chaetothyriales; Herpotrichiellaceae. Gene Ontology annotation, molecular function: epoxide hydrolase activity. The coding region runs from base 1 to 1242 and encodes 413 amino acids.